This is a messenger RNA of Cryptotermes secundus, 550 nucleotides long. RefSeq lists its product as uncharacterized. The coding region runs from base 21 to 533 and encodes 170 amino acids. The transcript has 2 exons. NCBI's taxonomy places the organism in Eukaryota, Metazoa, Arthropoda, Insecta, Blattodea, Kalotermitidae. The record is from RefSeq and is a predicted model, not a curated record.
UUGCCUCUCCUAAGGGAGUGAUGCUGGUUACACAUUACUUUCAUCACAUGAAACUUCUGUUACUGAUGGGGUGGGAGAUGGGGGGUUGCUCAAGUCCCAACCAGCCUUCCAUUGAUAAACUUCUGUAUAAAACAUCUUCGAGGUUAAUGGCUGUGUUCAAGAAUUCAGGUAUAGAGAUUUGGUUUCCAUAUGUUGAAGGUGGAAUCAGUAACUUGCAUGAUGACAUAUUGUACCUCUAUUUGAUGAUGCUUGAAGAUGUUUUAAACAGACAAUCCAGGGUACACCUGUGUCUACUUUUACCCGAUGUCCCAUCAUUUCACAAAUGGGGUGAGGGAGGGGGUGGGGCAGCCUGGACCUGUUACGAAGAACAUCCAGCCAAUCAGAGGAUCAUUCCUGCAGAGAGAGAGGGAGAUGUGAGCUUCAUUGGUUGCAGCUUUUCGCACGUCUGCUGGAAGUACAGUGUUCCCAGAGGACUGGAUGCUGCGUGUGUGAGAAGAGGUUCAAGUCGCAAGGCUGUAGAAAUGGACAUCUGAUGCUUCAGGAGUUCCUG